Molecule: messenger RNA, 1613 nt
Organism: Prunus avium (sweet cherry)
Lineage: Eukaryota; Viridiplantae; Streptophyta; Magnoliopsida; Rosales; Rosaceae
Source: RefSeq, a predicted model, not a curated record
GGCCGUCUCGAAGUAUCUGUCACAGAAGAAAGCUCAGUUUUAGUUGUGGAUGCGUUGUGUUGUGUUGUGUCUCUCGUUUUCAAGUAAUUUAAUUCAACUCAAUUCUGAAAAGAAUGGAAGCUGCAAAGCCAUUGAUAAACGCUUUCAGAACAAAAUCAAAGCAGGCCACGCUGCUUUGGCUUGAGGGCUUCAGAGAGGCCUGUUGCCUUCACCGUGUCCUCAUCCUCUGCCACAGGUCGAGAAAGCUUUUGAUACGUACAGGACAGUGUUUUCUAUUGAAUGGCUUCAUUUUCUUGGGAAGUAUAAUUAUCCUUAACUCAGUCAUCGUCCCAGCUCUACACUGGAUAUUACCUGAUAGGUGCCCGGAAUUUAGUUCUCAAGAACUCUGCUCAUUUGGUGGUAUAUUGAAAUUUUAUUCCUUCUUACGUCUUGGGCUCAUACAAAUCUUUUAUGUAACUUGGUUCUACCCAUUGUAUGUAUUCAGCAUUAUCCUGAGCAACAUCUGGUACAAUGACAUUGCUAAGUAUGGAUUUGCUGCAAUGGGGAGAUCUGGGCCAACCACAUUGGAUCCUGUCAGACAAAAUGAGGCAUUGGCCUUACAAAUUGGAGCUGGUACGGAAAGACCUACUGGCCUGGGAGGGGUCAUGAUUGGAAUAGGAGAGCAGGUGUACUCAUUACUUCUUUUGAGCUGUUUCUUCCUAGAGGUAUAUGUGACAGGCUUUAUACCGUAUGUGGGAAAGGCACUAAAUUUUCUACUUCUUUCCUGGAUGUAUGCCUAUUACUGUUUUGAGUACAAAUGGAAUUUUUCUGAAGUUCGUCUGGACAAACGGCUGGACUUCUUUGAAUCUAACUGGGCUUUUUUUGCUGGUUUUGGAAGCCCUUGUGUUCUGCCUGUUCUCUUUUUCUCGCCUCUUGUGAGCUAUGGUUUUAUGGCAAUACUCUUUCCAUUGUUUGUUUUGACAGCAACAGGUUCAGAGGCUGAGCAAGUUAUUUCUUCUCAAAGAACAAAAUGGGGAGAUGCAGGGUUUGGAAGGCUUCCAAUAUUUAAUGCUGCAGAUACUUUAUCGGGACUCGAACUCAGGUAUGAUGUCUGUUGGACACGUACUGGACAUGUGCAGUAUGCAAAGGAAAAAAAAGAUGAGGGUUUUGUCUCUGUUUCCCCAGGAAUCCCAGGAGCUGCUUCAGAAAAAGAAAGACAGCUAAGAAGCUUGGCUUGAUGCUUACACAAGUUUUAAAUAGAUCAUCAAUUCCACCCAAUUUGUACAUAAUUUAAGUGCAAUGGCUCAAGAUAAAGCAUCAGAAAGGGUUGAUGUUUCCAUUCUGUAUUUGUGAGAAAAACUUGGUUGCAACGGGGAUACCGCUAUUUUGCUAUCCCCGGCCAAUAAUGCUAUGCCAUGUGGACGUGUUAUGACGUGUGUCAUCAUUAUUGGCAAAGGAUAACAAAAUAGUGCUAUCCCCUUUUCAUGGAAGUCUUUCUCGUAUUUUGUACAUACAUAGAAAGUAGGUUUUGACUAAAGGGUUAUCUUAUGUACAGAAUAGUGUGAUGAAAGACCAAUUUCAAUGUUCAAAUUUGACCAAAUGGUUAUAAGUGGUGCUCAGCUUGCAUUACUAUA